CGGAGGCUAUGAGAAUGUGCAAUACAGAGUUUCUUAUAUCCUUUUUUCAGUACAACCUCGGCAAUCUGAUGAAGAAUUUCUUUAAUUUUCACCAACUGUAUAAACACACCUGAGCAAAAAGUACUAAAAAUGUUUAAAAACGGAUUGAAUUUGUGUAAUCUGGAGUUCACUUGACUCCUUUUUAUGAGCAAAAAGAAAAGAAAAACGGUCUAUUUUGUGACUUCUGCACAAUUAUUGCUACUUUAUAUUACUAUUAAUUUGCCAAGGGUGCAACAUGGUUCGUUCAUGACUGCUCAUAAACAGCAUUUUACAGAUAUUUCUGCACCUUUUUUCCCCCUGUGUUAUCUGGUUCACUUGUCUUUGUAAACCUGCUCUGUGAAACACCCUCCGUCAAUGAAAAGCAUUAUUUCCCAUCAUUCACAGCUGUUUUACUGAGGUUUACUGCAAGUAUACAGGUGUCAUAUCGCUGUAUUUCUUGAGUUUGCGCUGCGUUCCGUCUCCUCUUGCGGUUAAAUUAUGUUUCCAAAGCGAGAGGCCGCGGGCCGCAGCUGUCUGCAGUUUACAGUCACAUAAACUGCAGUCACUUCCAUAACGAAGCCUUUAAUAUAAUAGAAUGGAUUUACAGUUAUAAUGUGCCAGUUAUUUUUAUACAGUGUAUAUUGUUAUCUAGUUUAUUACCAACAUGAUAGUUUUAUUGUAGAGAAUAAUAUAUUUUAUUCAUGUGCCAAAUGCUGAACCCGGUAUACUGUGAAAGUGUGUUCAGAGAAAGAACAUGCUGACAACGUUUCAUCGUCUAAACCAUGACACAGCAGAUUAUUGUCAUGAUGCAUAUUGUGUGUUAUAAACCUGUUUAUUAGAAUGUGAAUGAUUAUUAUAUCCAUGUGGCUCAAAGUAGGGUUGCAACUGAUUAUCGAUUUAUAUCUCCUUUUUGUUCUUAAGUUAUAAAAUCGAUGAAAUGUUUGUUCCACUAAACAAAGUAUUCAGUUUACUCUAAUGAAGGAACAAAGCAAAUAACAAUAAAGUUGUUGAAAGUAGCAAAAACAAACCACUCAAACUGACUGAUUGUAGUUGUAGGGCCAGUGUGUAUAUGUACAGUAUAUAUACAUUUAUGUCCUACAGCAGGAUUAUUAUUAUCAGUAUUGCGUUUACAUCAGAAGCAGUUUUCAGUCUGUGAUUCUUCUUCUAACACAGCUUUCCUGCACUUUUGCCUCCUUACCUUCGCUAGGCUAAUUAAUCAAAAGCUAAAACUGUGGGCUCACAAGAAAAGAAAGAAAACAGACCUUAUGGUAAACAGGAAAGUCACAAGUGUAAAUGAUCGUAUUAAUGACGGUCACGAAAAGAAAGAAGACAAAUAUCCCUCUGCUCUGUUUCAUUUAUGUUCUCUUCUAUUCAGGAAUCCACUCUUUGUCGCAGCUUCUGACAACAUACCAUUUGUAGUGACUGCAUUCAUUUUAAGUGUUAAGAAUGUUGGUUUUAAAUCAAUUUCCAGUGUAUCCAGGGUUUUUACUUGUCACUUUGGUGCCUUUUUGCGACUGUGUUUGUUGAUCAACCUGCUCUUCUCAACACUUUCAAACAUUUUCCUUCAUUGUAUCAUCACUAGUGAUGUGAAUCUAAAUGUCUUACCAUAAUGAUUGUAUUAUAAUACUGAUGGAUUAUGCAGUAUAUCCCAACCUUUACUGUGUGUUCCCAACAGUAAAUAUUAUUGUUCUUGGCAAUACAUGUAUUUCAAGGUCUUGUGUGUACAUGCACAUGUAUGUGUUUAUGUGUGUGUGUGUGUGUGUGUGUGUGUGUGUGUGGUUCUAAAUAAUUAACCAUGUUUUUGACCGUGCCCAAUGUUGUGUGGGGAUUUCAAAACUCAUUAAAAAUGGCAAAUGGGAACUUGAAAGCAUCUGAGUGGUUGUUUUUGUUCCUCCCUCUCUUGUUCGUGUGUUUUUCUGUCCUUUCGGUAAAAUGGAUCAUGCUGGGACAAACCAUAGGGGGCAGGUGUCGAGUGGAGGGAUCGGACAGGGAAGUCAUUGUUCCACUUUUGGCUGAUGAUUUGUGUAGGUAUUCAACUAUCCAUCCCUCACUCUUUCUCUCUUUUUUUCAGGCAGUUGCUCAUAUUAUGAGGAUUCAUCAAGUUUUAGAGAGACUCCAACAGAGCCCUGCACAGGAACUCCCACGUGACUGGACUGUUAUGUAAGUAGCCACCCACCACUCAGUUGUUCUCUCCAUGCCUCCAUUCACUCAGACCCAGUGAAGGCAUAAUCCACUUCCAAGCACCAUCCAAGUGAAGCAUACACCAGUGGAGUGUGCGCAAGUGUGUGGAGCAAGUGCAGAGAAGUUUCCGUCAUGGGAGCGCAUGGAUGGAGCGCGACGCGUCUCGGGUUCAUGGUUUGUGGAUAUCUUGCGCUUUUCUGCGCGGAAAUUGUCGAAGCGGGCUGCGGGGAGAGGGAGAGGGAGAACUGCUGCACCGGCCGGAAUAACGAGUGCUUUGAGUACAGCGAGAGAAAGACAGUGUGCUACUGUGACACCUACUGUCAGAAAACCAGAGACUGCUGCGAGGACUAUCAGCGUGUGUGCCAAAUAUCUGCAGCCAUCGACUGUGUGGUUGGAUCCUGGGGCCCUUGGUCGUCCUGUUCAGCUCCAUGUGGAGUUGGCAGCAAAGAAAGGAGUCGUCAAGUGUCUGUUCCCCCAAGAAACGGCGGCACACCCUGUCUAGACCUGAAACAGCGGCGAGGAUGCUUUGGAAACAAUGUCAUAUGCAGCACUGCGAAAGAGGUGGCAAAGAUCCUACCUGAUUCUUUCAAGAGGAACUUCAAAGACCCCUGGAGACGACCACACAUGCUGAUGAAGGAGGAGAAGGCCAGUUACUGUGUGUACCUGCGGCUGAAACAGGCCAGUGCAGCAUGCAAACUCAAACUGUGGAGUGCUCAGCUGGUCAGAGAGCGGCUGAUCUGUGCUGAAUGUCAAGGUGACGCCAUGUCAAAGUCAGACCGCUGUGGAGGUGAAGGCCUGGAAGACACCAGAACGUUCUGGACGGCAGCUUCAGUCCCAGGCUGUCAUGGUUCCUGGGUACGGGAGUCGUCUUCAGAGAGCUGCCGCUGUCCUCCCUACUCUUUGCUCUUUGUGUGAGCAGACAUGCAAACCUUAGACAGCCAUAUGGAGGGACAACAAUGUCCCUCACUGUCUCCUGUUCAUUGUGGAGAGACCUGCCAGCAAAGCCAGAUCCAUCCGAUCCAGAUUUCUCGCUGAUAACUUCAGGAGAUCAGCAGCAUCCUGCCACUUUUCUUUCACCUCAUACUCUGUACUGUAUGAACAGUUUCUAAGCACACAGAUCGUCUCGUAUUUAACUUCAAAUUUUACAACUACAUUAUACUUUUUCUCCUAUUAAAGCACAACAACAUAUCUAUCUAUAUACCCCUUUACCUCUCAAUCUUUGCUAUCUACCUCCACCAAUGCAAAUGCAUAAUGUAUAAAUAUAUUGUUUUGCUUUAUACAUUUUCUACUUUUAAUUGUUUAUGUGGAAUGUACAUGUGUCUAUAAAGCUAAUAAGCUUGUUGUAUCCACCAGCUAAACAGUUUUAAGCCUCAGUCCUGAAUCACCUGCAGGCCAGUGAUGCUGAAAACGUCAUCAUCUUAAUUGCAUCUCACUGCUGCUAAUUAUUGGGUCGCUAUAUCAGUGUUGUGUACCUCUGGCAGUUUGCUUUCUUUUACGAUUUCUUUUCAGAUACGAUUUUUUUUUUGCAUAAUUUAAAGUGACUCAUAGCUGAAAUCAGUCCCAUCUGUUUAAAACUAUUAUUGCUGGGGAUUGAAGAGAACUUCUCUGUGGUUGUGUCUGCCCUCUGUGUUCUUGGAGGAAUCGCUUCAUUAACUAUGUUUUCUCUGACUCCCUGUGGCUCAGAAAUCGUAUCAAACUCAUGAGGGAGUUCAUUUCAACAGAGCAUCAUCCAACUGAACAACAAUCACAUACAGCUGUGUUACUCCCUUUAUUAAUUAAAGUUUCCCCCCUGCACACAUCGCAGCUCCUUGACCGGCACUUCUUUUUCUUGCCAGCUCUUGUUGUCUCUACUCGACUUGAGGUUUUCCUUCACGUUACCUGUAGAUUUACACACAUUCCCACAUGCUGCUGGUUCGAGACGAGGACUAUUAUGUAGUGCCAGGAAAAAAAAAAGCUUUACUCUUAGUGGAAAGCAGUGACUUUCUCUCCCAUGUCUGUUUUUUGUGUGUUUAUUUAUUUUAAAUCAGCGAUGAUUUCAUUAGUGCAGCACAACAUAAACUGUACACUGUCCAUUAGUGCAAAUAAACGUCUAUACUGUAAA
Solea senegalensis (Senegalese sole) is the source of this 4300-nucleotide messenger RNA. RefSeq names its product somatomedin-B and thrombospondin type-1 domain-containing protein. Lineage: Eukaryota; Metazoa; Chordata; Actinopteri; Pleuronectiformes; Soleidae. The transcript is spliced from 8 exons. The coding region runs from base 2332 to 3114 and encodes 260 amino acids. The record is from RefSeq and is a predicted model, not a curated record.